This is a messenger RNA of Carassius auratus (goldfish), 1474 nucleotides long. Its product is annotated as phosphoinositide-interacting protein-like. The record is from RefSeq and is a predicted model, not a curated record. The transcript has 2 exons. Gene Ontology annotation, cellular component: plasma membrane. Gene Ontology annotation, biological process: positive regulation of cation channel activity. Gene Ontology annotation, molecular function: phosphatidylinositol bisphosphate binding; transmembrane transporter binding. Lineage: Eukaryota; Metazoa; Chordata; Actinopteri; Cypriniformes; Cyprinidae. The coding region runs from base 741 to 1139 and encodes 132 amino acids.
UUCAGAGCAGAUGGACUCAAUAACAGAUCACACAGACCAUUCCAUGCAUUAUACGGAAAUCUAUAUUUCAGGACAGAGACACACAGAGCAAAUCUAAUCAUAUUUAGUGGCAGUACUACAGUAACACUAGGGUGUGAGAUAUCUGGAAAGCAUGUGUUUGAAUGAUUCAUUUCUCAUAUCUGAAGUUGAAUACAGCUCACGGAAUGCAUCACUAUUCUUUAUGUGAACAGCAGAAUAUGACCGAAAGUGACUCUAUGGGGAGAAUCUGCCCUAAUCCCUCGCUGAUUAAUGGUUUCCUGACUAUUCUAUCUAUCUGUAGCUUUUUCUAUCAUUUGCCUGUCUUCUCUUUAUAUUUUGAUGGUAAAGAGCGAGUGAAUGGACAGAGAGAGGAGGAGAAAGAAAAGGAUGAGUGAGUGUGGAAAUAAGAGGAGAGGAGGGGGGAGAAUUCCACUUAGUGUCCAUCUAAUGCACUUUACCCUCUCUCUCUCUCUCUCUCUCUCUGUAUCUCUCUCUCUCUCUCUCUCUCACGCCUCUGAGGUCUUGGAUCAUCUCACAGCAGAGGAGUUGACAGGACUGAUGCUCAUCUGACAGAUCAGACAGAUAUCAGACUCAAGAGGAUCCUCACGAUUACACACACACACACACAUACACACACAUCUGACAGGCUUGGCCAAACCAGGCGUCACAGUGCUGUUUACCAGAGACCGUGUGAGGCGCAGGGGUGCGGGACGUCCAAAGACAUGCCAUCAGUCCCAGAGCACCUGGCCCUCAGUGACUGUCCGCGCUCAUAUUCCCGCGAGCAGCUCACUCCUCGCUCCGAGAACACGGUCUUCAGCCUGGCUCACAACGACACCUUCUGGACCCUGCAGCCCGCUGCGGGACACUGCGAGUACUACUGGCAGGCCAUCCUCCUCAUGACCUCCGGGGGCAGCGUGCUGAUCUGCGGGAUGGUGCUGAGCGGACUUUACUUCGCUGGCUUCUCCAUGAUGGCCACCAACAUCCUGGGCCCCGCUCUGCUGUCUGUGGGGCUGAUGGUGCUGGUGGUGGGGAUGGUUUUGAUGCCCAUCACACGACAAAUGAGGGAUCAGAGCGCAACCAAACACCUCUGCAGUUACUACAAGCCUCAAAUAAACAUCUAAGGGGAACUUAAUCGUUCUCUAGUAGGAUAAUUAAGUUUUCUUAAUAGUAGGAUAGUUCACCCAGACAUUAAACCUUUGUCUGCAUUUACUCAUCCUCCACAGUGACUGAAGUUUAAUUUUGGGGGGUGAAAUAGCCUUUUAAGGCAAGACACUGCAGGCAAAACAAUUUUUUGAUUGUUUGUUUGUUUGUUUAUGCACUGUUCAAUUUUGUGAUUUUGAGCUGUUUUGCUUCCUUAGCUUGUUUUCUUUCAGACUAGGGUUAUUAUCAUUAAUUAAAGCUAUUAGAAACAUGUUUUGUUACUUGAAAUAAAACAAUUAUAAGCAAAAAUAAUGUU